This is a messenger RNA of Megalops cyprinoides (Indo-Pacific tarpon), 3997 nucleotides long. RefSeq names its product ATPase sarcoplasmic/endoplasmic reticulum Ca2+ transporting 3 (gene atp2a3). Lineage: Eukaryota; Metazoa; Chordata; Actinopteri; Elopiformes; Megalopidae. The transcript has 22 exons. Gene Ontology annotation, molecular function: ATP hydrolysis activity; P-type calcium transporter activity; ATP binding. The coding region runs from base 234 to 3209 and encodes 991 amino acids. Gene Ontology annotation, biological process: calcium ion transmembrane transport; intracellular calcium ion homeostasis. Gene Ontology annotation, cellular component: membrane. The record is from RefSeq and is a predicted model, not a curated record.
CGGCAAUCUUAUCUGUUGGGCUGUAGGAGCCUUGCAACAGGGAACCGGAGGUUGAACUGAAAUCGCUGGCUCGCAGAAGAGGCAGGUGGCACUACGAAGACCCACCUCCACUUGGCAGUCUGAACACACCUCGGUGGAAAUUAAUUUUGUUAUUUAACAGUCAAUCUUUGAAUUAACAUUAUUGAAAUAAAUACAUGCCUGUUACCUUGCGACUGUAAGUCUUAUGCUCCGAGAUGGAAAACGCGCACACUAAAUCGGCAUCUGAAGUUUUGGAAAACUUCAAUGUGAACGAAAACACUGGACUGACACUUGAGCAAGUCAAAAGCAAUUUGGAAAAAUAUGGACCCAACGAGCUGCCUGCAGAAGAAGGCAAGUCCCUGUGGGAGCUGGUGGUGGAGCAGUUUGAAGACCUCCUGGUGAGGAUCCUCCUGCUGGCUGCCUGCGUCUCCUUCGUUCUGGCCCUGUUCGAAGAGGGCGAAGAGACAACUACGGCCUUCGUGGAGCCCAUUGUCAUCCUGCUGAUCCUCAUCGCCAAUGCCGUGAUCGGGGUCUGGCAGGAGAGGAAUGCGGAGAACGCCAUUGAGGCCCUGAAGGAGUAUGAGCCAGAGAUGGGGAAGGUGUUCCGCAUGAACCGCAAAGCCGUCCAGAGGAUCAAGGCGCGGGACAUCGUCCCCGGGGACAUUGUGGAGGUGGCCGUUGGUGACAAGGUUCCUGCGGAUAUAAGGAUCACCUCUAUAAAAUCAACAACUCUACGAGUGGACCAGUCCAUUCUAACAGGGGAGUCUGUGUCCGUCAUCAAACACACAGACCCUGUACCUGACCCUAGGGCUGUCAAUCAAGACAAGAAAAACAUGCUAUUUUCGGGCACCAACAUCGCUGCAGGCAAGGCCAUCGGGGUGGUGGUGUGCACCGGCGUCAACACCGAAAUCGGCAAGAUCCGCAACCAGAUGGCGGGCACCGAGCAGGACAAGACGCCCCUGCAGCAGAAGCUGGAUGAGUUCGGGCAGCAGCUGUCCAAGGUGAUCUCGCUCAUCUGCGUGGCCGUGUGGGUCAUCAACAUCGGCCACUUCAACGACCCCGUCCACGGCGGCUCCUGGGUGCGUGGCGCCAUCUACUACUUCAAGAUCGCCGUGGCGCUGGCCGUGGCCGCCAUCCCUGAGGGGCUGCCCGCCGUCAUCACCACCUGCCUGGCGCUGGGCACUCGCCGCAUGGCCAAGAAGAACGCCAUCGUCCGCAGCCUGCCCUCCGUCGAGACGCUGGGCUGCACCUCCGUCAUCUGCUCCGACAAGACCGGCACCCUAACCACCAACCAGAUGUCCGUGUGCAGGAUGUUCGUGGUGGACAAGGUAGAGGACUCCAGCUGCUCACUCCAUGAAUUCUCCAUCACUGGAUCCACCUAUGCCCCAGAGGGACACGUGCUUAAGGGGGAUCGUCCCAUUCAGUGCGGGGAUUACGACGGCCUGCUGGAACUGGCCACCAUCUGUGCCAUGUGUAACGACUCCUCCCUGGACUACAACGAGUCCAAGGGCGUGUAUGAGAAGGUCGGCGAGGCCACGGAGACGGCGCUGACCACCCUGGUGGAGAAGAUGAACGUUUUCAAGACCGACCUAUCAGGGCUGAGCAAGGUGGAGCGGGCUGGAGUGUGCAACUCGGUCAUCAAACAGCUGAUGAAGAAGGAGUUCACCCUCGAGUUCUCCCGCGACCGCAAGUCCAUGUCCGUCUACUGCACUCCGACGAAACCGGGCUCCCUGAGCAGAAUGUUUGUCAAGGGCGCCCCCGAGAGCGUAAUUGAGCGUUGCCAGUACCUGCGUGUGGGCACCGGGAAGGUGGCGCUGACCGCCCCCCUGCGGGACCAGCUGAUGAGCUUAAUCAAGGACUGGGGCACGGGCAGAGACACCCUGCGCUGCCUGGCCCUGGCCACGCGCGACUCCCCACCCAGGAGGGAGGACAUGGACCUGGAGAACUCCGCCAAGUUCGCCGAGUAUGAGACGGGCCUGACGUUCGUGGGGUGCGUGGGCAUGCUCGACCCCCCCAGGAAAGAGGUGAUCGGCUCCAUCAAGCUGUGCGGCGAGGCGGGCAUCCGCGUCAUCAUGAUCACCGGCGACAACAAGGGCACGGCCGUGGCCAUCUGCCGUCGCAUCGGCAUCUUCACCGAGGACGAGGACGUCAUCGGCAAGGCCUACACGGGACGCGAGUUCGACGACCUCUCGCCCGAGGCGCAGCGGGAGGCGGUCAAGCAGGCCCGCUGCUUCGCCCGCGUGGAGCCUGCCCACAAGUCCAAGAUCGUGGGCUACCUGCAGUCCUUCGACGAGAUCACCGCUAUGACAGGUGACGGGGUGAAUGAUGCCCCUGCACUGAAGAAGGCCGAGAUUGGCAUCGCCAUGGGGUCCGGCACGGCCGUGGCCAAGUCGGCCUCGGAGAUGGUCCUCUCUGACGACAACUUCUCCACCAUCGUGGCGGCCGUGGAGGAGGGCCGGGCCAUCUACAACAAUAUGAAGCAGUUCAUCCGCUACCUCAUCUCCUCCAACGUGGGCGAGGUGGUCUGCAUUUUCCUGACAGCCAUCCUGGGCCUUCCGGAGGCGCUUAUCCCAGUACAGCUUCUGUGGGUCAACCUGGUGACUGACGGACUCCCUGCCACUGCCUUGGGCUUCAACCCCCCAGACCUGGACAUCAUGGACAAGCCUCCCCGCAACCCCAAGGAGCCCCUCAUCUCUGGCUGGCUCUUCUUCAGAUACCUGGCCAUCGGAGGGUAUGUUGGCCUGGGGACCGUGGGAGCAGCGACAUGGUGGUAUCUCUUUGACGAGCAGGGCCCCCAGGUCUCAUUUUACCAGCUGAGACACUUCAUGCAGUGUACUGAAGACAACCCCAUGUUCGCCGGGAUCGAUUGCGAGAUCUUCGAGUCGCGCUACCCCACCACCAUGGCCCUCUCUGUGCUGGUUACCAUAGAGAUGUUCAACGCUCUCAACAGCUUGUCUGAGAACCAGUCCCUACUUAGAAUGCCCCCGUGGGUCAACAUCUGGCUGCUGGGAGCCAUAAUCCUGUCCCUGUCCCUGCACUUCCUCAUCCUCUAUGUGGAGCCCCUGCCUCUGAUUUUCCAAGUCACCCCUCUGCGCUGGUCCCAGUGGAUCGUGGUCCUGAAGAUCUCCAUCCCGGUCAUCCUGCUAGACGAGGCCCUCAAGUACAUUUCCCGCCACCACCUAGAAGCCUAACUUUCUUCUCUUGCCCUCUGCGAUAAGGAGAAGAGGAGAAGAAGUACAUAAAGAGAAGGCAGCUGAAAUUCUAAGACUCCCUCUUCCCCUUUUUUGACAAAGAAAACCCUUUCCACCCCUUAGCCCUGCGUACACCAAAAGUCUUGCAUGUUCAACCACCACUAGAAAUGAGACAGGGCUCUGCAUGUGUCGGAGAGUGUUUGUGUGAGUGUACGUGCGCGCGUGUGUGUCUAGGACAGAGCGCGGGACGAGCUGCGAAUAUAUUGAUGACUUUGUUGCUUUUUGUUGUUCUGUUUGAUGAUUUUUUUGGUUUGUCUCUGUACAUAUCAGUGCAAUAACUGGACCAGAGGGAGGGGAGGAAGGGAGAGGGGGGAGGGAGGGCGUGUGUUUGAGACGGGUCGCGGAGUCAAUAGACUCGGCGGUGUCUGGAAUUGGGCUGUGACAGAGAGGUGUGGCUCAGGCAGACGGAGAUGGGCGGGAGCAUUUUGGUGGCAUUCUCCCCCCCUUUCUCCACCGCUGCCCUGUUGGAUUCCAGGCCCGUGUCCGCCUGCGGGUGACGGCCCAACCCUGGUCUCGCUACCUUUAAGGACGUGGUCUGUCCUUCCAAUCUGUCCGUCUGGCCUCUGCUCCAACCCCCCGCCAACCCCCACCCCCUGGGCAGCUGAAUCGAGGACAGAUCACCGCUUGUCUCGCUGCUCAGACUGCUCACCCAGCCAGUGGCUUACUCUCUCCCUUCUUCUGAAUGUCACUCCGCCCCUCUCUGUCACUCCUGUCUCCCUUACACAUCC